Rubroshorea leprosula is the source of this 2660-nucleotide messenger RNA. NCBI's taxonomy places the organism in Eukaryota, Viridiplantae, Streptophyta, Magnoliopsida, Malvales, Dipterocarpaceae. The record is from the annotation of a GenBank genome assembly.
AAACACUAUAUGUAUAUGGAUUUAGAAAUGAAUUCUACAUUAAACCAUUACAUAAACGGUGACUUAGUUUAAUUGUAAUGACAACUGACUAUGUUGUUCUCUAUGAUUCAUUAAAUAGAUCUUGCAAGUUUGUCGAAGCUUCCGAAGUUGAAGCGACUUUCUCUGGAGAACAAUAUGGUGAAUGAAGACAUUAUCAGUAUUUUAGGCAAACUCCCGUCCCUUACAUCUCUCGACCUAUCUGAGAACCAGUUAGAAGGACCACUUUCGAAGAGAGAAUUGGGCAAUCUGAGCAAAGUAGAAGUGCUUAUUUUGAGACAUAAUAAACUUAAUGGGAGCCUGCCAAUUCAAGAUUUAAAGGCUUUCACAAACUUGAGGAUAUUAGAUUUGAGCUGGAAUUUUUUCAGCGAUGGCAUUCCUCAAUCUAUCAGGGCACUUAAUUAUCUAGAAGCAUUAUCUUUGUCUUAUAACCAACUUAAUGGCUCCUUACCAAUUUCAGGUUUGUGUAGAUUGAAGAGGCUUCAUGAAUUGGAUCUGAGCCAUAAUAGUUUUGAUGGAACGCUUCCUCCAUGCCUAGCCAAUCUGACAUCUCUUCAACUUUUAGAUGUCUCUGCCAACCUUUUCAGCGGAAAUCUUCCCUCAAAUUUGAUAGAAAGCCUCACGUCCCUCAAAUACAUUGAUCUCAGUCAUAACCAUUUCCAAGGCUCAUUCUCCUUCAGUUCAAUUGCAAGUCACUCCAAGCUUGAGGUAUUCAUGCUCACAGGCUAUAACAACAACCUGAAUAUUGCAACGCAAACUACUGGUGGGAUCAAUCCAUUGUUUCAACUCACGGUGUUGGUACUUUCUGAUUUGGGUCUAAACAGUAUUCCCAAGAAUAACUCUAUCACCGGCCAAUUCCUUUCCCCUUCAUAUACAAUGAGAAACGUUGUUUGGUUGGAUCUCUCAGUCAAUCAACUUCAUGGUAAGCUGCCAGAUGAUUUUGGGGACAAACUUCUCAGCUUAGAGUAUCUCAAUUUAUCUGGGAACUCUUUCAAAAAGAAUCUUCCGUCUUCGCUUGGUAAGUUGAGAAAUUUGGUUAAGUUGGAUUUGGCAUUCAAUAGUUUCUCAGGUGAAGUGCCGAAGGAAUUGCUUGUGGGGUGCACUUGGUUGGAACAUUUGAGGUUAUCUUACAACAGAUUUAGUGGCCAAAUAUUUACAUCUGAAUUCAACUUAAGUAAUUUGAUUCAGCUGGAGUUGAACAACAAUAAAUUCAUGGGAAGGCUAUCUCAUGUGAAGCUUGAGAUAUUAAGCAUAUUGGAUGUUAGCAACAACGACAUGUCAGGUCCAAUUCCCAGCUGGAUAAGUAGCGUGAAUUUGAUACUUGCCAUGGGCAACAACUAUUUCAAUGGCCAAAUUCCUUGUGAAGAGCUUUUGUCCGCACAAUUUGUUGACCUUUCUAAUAAUCGCCUCUCUGGUCCUCUACCUUCUUGCUUUGAUUUCUCCAAAAUCGAUCAGAUUCAUUUAGAAGGGAACAAUUUCAGUGGUUUGUUACAAAACUUUCUUCCCAAUUCUUCAAAUUCUCUUUCUGUGUUGAAUUUGAGAGAUAAUAGUUUAUCCGGUGGCAUUCCUUGGCUGAUCAGUACAUGUGUGAACCUGAGACAUCUUUUGUUGGGAAAGAAUCAGUUGAGUGGUUGGAUCCCAAAAACAUUGUGUCUACUGAAAAAUAUAAGCAUAAUGGAUCUUUCCAGCAACACUUUCUCUGGUACGGUGCCUUCCUGUUUCCACAAUUUAACCUUCGGGAGGGUGGUUCUGAAUUACGGUGAAACUCUUGCACAAGAUGGAUUUCUUAUUUCAAACGACUUCACUGAUCAAGGUUGUCUUUAUGGAGUUCUACUGAAGAAGAAUCUGAAUAUCCACAUAGAUAUAGGGGCUGCUGGACAGGCUGUUACUGAUAUUGUUACAAAAAACAGGGCAAGUUCUUACAUUGGUAAACGUAUAAAUCUUAUGUCUGCUCUUGACAUGUCCUGUAAUGAUCUGAUUGGGGAAAUCCCUGAAGAGUACGGGAUGUUAUCUCAGAUUCUUUCAUUAAAUUUAUCCCAUAACCGGUUGACAGGUCCUAUUCCAAUCACUUUCUCGAAGCUAGCCCAGAUCGAGAGCAUGGACCUUAGCUAUAACAAUUUGAGUGGAGAAAUUCCUCUAGAAUUAGACAGCCUGAACUUCUUGGAGGUCUUCAAUGUUUCAUACAACAACUUAUCGGGUGAAAUACCCACAACUAAAGCACAGUUUCUAACAUUUGAUAAGAGCAGCUACGAAGGAAAUCCAUUUCUCUGUGGACUGCCGUUGGCAAAAAACUGCACCACUGAAACCAACCUGCGGCAGGUGGAAGCGCCUUUUGGUGAAACUGAAUCGAAAUGGUAUGAAGUUGAUCCUUCUGCCUUCCUUACAUGUUUUUUACCAGCAUACCUAGUGUUUUUUUUGGGGGUCGUGACUGUCCUCUGCAUCAACCCGUAUUGGCUAAAAUUAACACUUUCUUUCCUCGGAUGCCGUUCGUUCAGGCUACCUAGAUCUUUCUAGAGGUACACAAUUUCGCUAAUGGUCGGAACAGAUCUUUGAUUUGCGAUAUCCUGUUGUGGUACUGGUGGAUGUUUUAAGGUCUUGUGUUAGAAUAAAGGCGUGAACGACCA